This is a messenger RNA of Magnolia sinica, 873 nucleotides long. RefSeq names its product putative glucose-6-phosphate 1-epimerase. The transcript has 5 exons. Gene Ontology annotation, biological process: carbohydrate metabolic process. Bases 61 to 663 code for a protein of 200 amino acids. NCBI's taxonomy places the organism in Eukaryota, Viridiplantae, Streptophyta, Magnoliopsida, Magnoliales, Magnoliaceae. Gene Ontology annotation, molecular function: isomerase activity; carbohydrate binding. The record is from RefSeq and is a predicted model, not a curated record.
CAUGCUCAUAUCUUUUCCUGUGGUAUCUAAUUCCAAGUUCCCGAACAACAUCAUCUUUUAAUGCUCUUGAAGUUUGGAAACUGUGGAUCACUGGAGCAACAUGGGUUUGCAAGGAACAAGAUUUGGACCAUUGAUGAUGAUCCUCCACCUCUUCAUCCUGCUGAGUACAUUGGCAAGUCUGCUAUAGACUUGCUACUGAAACCAUCUGAAGAGGAUAUGAAGUGCUGGCCCCACUGUUUUGAGUUCCAUCUUAGAGUGGCUCUUGCGUUGAAUGGAGAUCUCACCAUGAUAUUGCGGAUUAGGAACCUUGACAGCAAACCAUUUAGUUUCUCUUUUGCUUUCCACACAUAUUUCUCUGUUUCUGACAUCAAUGAAGGGAGGAUAGAAGGGCUGGAGACACUUGAUUAUCUGGACAGCCUUUGCCAACGAGAACGCUUCACUGAACAAGGAGAUGCCAUAACAUUUGAGUCUGAGGUGGAUCGCGUUUAUCUUAGCUCUCCAAAUGUAAUUGCAGUCCUUGACCACGAAAAGAAGCGGACGUUUGUUAUAAGAAAAAAGGGGCUUCCCGAUGUUGGAAUUUCAAUGGGAGCUGUUGCUGGAAUCUCUGUUGCAGUGGUUGCCAUUAUACUGUUUCUAGUUUUGUCUAUACAUUGGUGCAUCUAGAAGAAAUAAACUGAAGAAGGCAUCAUUGCUUCGACCACCUUUCGAAGAUAAGUCUAUUCACCAUGGAUAAGGUAAAUCUCUUGGUUAGGCAUUAAUCUCUACAUUUUCCUUUUAGGAAUGCUCCUUCAAGGUUCCACCGAGGCCAUGGUAAUCUGAAAGUGAUUCAUGUUAGGAAAGAUUAAAUAGGUAGUUUGUCGCUCCCAAGUUAUU